Pipistrellus kuhlii (Kuhl's pipistrelle) is the source of this 1621-nucleotide messenger RNA. It is a transcript of the gene GNAT3, whose product is annotated as G protein subunit alpha transducin 3. The coding region runs from base 124 to 1188 and encodes 354 amino acids. NCBI's taxonomy places the organism in Eukaryota, Metazoa, Chordata, Mammalia, Chiroptera, Vespertilionidae. The transcript is spliced from 8 exons. Gene Ontology annotation, biological process: detection of chemical stimulus involved in sensory perception of bitter taste; adenylate cyclase-modulating G protein-coupled receptor signaling pathway; sensory perception of sweet taste. The record is from RefSeq and is a predicted model, not a curated record. Gene Ontology annotation, molecular function: GTP binding; G protein-coupled receptor binding; G-protein beta/gamma-subunit complex binding. Gene Ontology annotation, cellular component: heterotrimeric G-protein complex; photoreceptor outer segment; photoreceptor inner segment.
AGAAUCUUUGAGCGUUGAGAGAAUGGUCUGUUGGGUACUUUAGCAGAGAACUCCUUUGCAUCCUACACUCAAACCAGAGCUGUGCUCUACAUCUGGAAAAGUUUGAGCAAAUAAUCCGACGUGAUGGGAAGCGGAAUUAGUUCAGAGAGUAAGGAGUCAGCCAAAAGGUCAAAAGAACUGGAGAAAAAGCUUCAGGAAGAUGCUGAGCGAGAUGCAAGAACUGUAAAGUUGUUGUUAUUAGGAGCAGGAGAAUCUGGAAAAAGCACUAUUGUUAAACAAAUGAAGAUCAUCCAUAAGAACGGUUACAGUGAGCAAGAAUGCAUGGAGUUCAAAGCAGUAGUUUACAGUAAUACAUUGCAAUCUAUCCUAGCUAUCGUGAAAGCCAUGACCACUCUCGGGAUUGAUUAUGAAAAUGCCAGAAGUGCAGAAGACCAAAAACAACUCUAUGCGAUGGCCAAUACCCUGGAAGAUGGGGGAAUGACGCAGGACCUGGCGGAGGUAAUAAAGCGGCUGUGGAGAGAUCCAGGGAUUCAGGCCUGCUUUGAAAGGUCAGCUGAGUAUCAGCUCAACGAUUCAGCAGCUUACUACCUUAAUGAUUUGGACAGAAUAACGGCUCCUGGAUACGUUCCAAAUGAACAAGAUGUUCUACAUUCUCGCGUGAAAACAACGGGAAUCAUUGAAACUCAGUUCUCCUUUAAAGACCUGCAUUUCAGAAUGUUCGAUGUUGGUGGACAGAGAUCUGAGAGGAAGAAGUGGAUUCACUGCUUCGAAGGAGUUACAUGCAUUAUAUUCUGUGCAGCACUCAGUGCCUAUGACAUGGUCCUAGUGGAAGAUGAAGAAGUGAACAGAAUGCACGAAAGCCUUCACCUGUUCAACAGCAUCUGUAAUCACAAGUACUUUGCCACCACCUCCAUUGUCCUGUUUCUCAAUAAAAAAGAUCUCUUUCAAGAAAAAGUCACCAAAGUGCAUCUUAGUAUCUGCUUUCCAGAGUACACUGGGCCAAAUACAUUUGAAGAUGCAGGGAACUACAUCAAGAACCAGUUUCUAGACCUGAAUUUAAGAAAAGAAGACAAGGAAAUUUAUUCCCACAUGACCUGUGCUACAGAUACCCAAAAUGUCAAGUUCGUGUUCGAUGCAGUUACAGAUAUAAUAAUCAAAGAGAAUCUGAAAGAUUGUGGACUUUUCUAAUCAAACUUCCCCCCACCCCAUUCCAUUCUUGCUUAUGUAUGUUUUUCAAGAUGUAAAAGGAAAGGUGCUGUGUGAUGUGUUGUUUUAAUAGAUAUUAACAUCUCCAGAAAUGUAAGUAGCAUUAUAAAGCAAAAGGUUUUCAUGCUAAGUUUGAAUUUAUUGUCACCUGUUUCUGGGUCAUUUUUUACUUCUGUGGGACAUUGAGGAUGAGGCGUAUUUGAUGUCUUCAGGUUUGAAAACUGGUACAUAACGGAAAUUCCAUAUCACUGACAUUGAGUUUGCUUAGAAGUUAAGUUCUGCAUUUUGGCUUAUUUUUGAUCAGAGAACAAUUAAAAAUGCAAGGUAAUCCAUAUUAUUUCCAUUGGCCACAUUUUGGGAGGCAUUCAUUUUGGUUGAUAAUGUAAAUGUGCCUGUACUUUAGAGACUAUUCAAA